AUGCACUUUUUCGGCACUUUUGUAUUGGUCAUAUGCGCUGUUUUCGCAGCGCAAGCAUGCCUUCCACAGGCACGUUUGGUGCCAGGACCGCCAGGACAGGAUGGGAAUGAUGGAGAAGACGGACCGCCGGGACCCCGAGGAGACCCUGGACCUCGAGGAGUAAAGGGGCCGGUUGGAGAUCAAGGAAAACGAGGACCAAAAGGCGCCCCAGGUCCACCGGGAGAGCAAGGACCAGCAGGUGAAGAAGGACCGAAAGGCAUAGUGGGACCAAUGGGUGGGGGAGGAUAAUUGCCACAGCCGAUGCAUUUUUCCGGUACUUUUGCAUUGGUCAUCUGCGCUGUUUUUGCAGCGCAAGCAUGCCUUCCGCAGGUAAGUUUGGAGCCAGGAUCGCCGGGACCGGAUGGGAAUGAUGGAGAAAGAGGACCACCAGGGCCUCCAGGAGAAUCCGGACCUCGAGGAGCGAAAGGACCGACUGGAGAUCGAGGACAACGAGGGUCAAAGGGAAUCCAGGGUCCACCGGGAUUGCAAGGACCACCAGGUGCCGAAGGACCGCCAGGCAUGAUGGGACCAAUGGGUGGGAUGGGAAGAUAG
Acanthocheilonema viteae is the source of this 591-nucleotide messenger RNA. The record is from the annotation of a GenBank genome assembly. Lineage: Eukaryota; Metazoa; Nematoda; Chromadorea; Rhabditida; Onchocercidae.